Megalops cyprinoides (Indo-Pacific tarpon) is the source of this 5225-nucleotide messenger RNA. Its product is annotated as attractin-like protein 1. Gene Ontology annotation, cellular component: Golgi apparatus. NCBI's taxonomy places the organism in Eukaryota, Metazoa, Chordata, Actinopteri, Elopiformes, Megalopidae. The transcript is spliced from 30 exons. The record is from RefSeq and is a predicted model, not a curated record. Gene Ontology annotation, molecular function: protein binding. Bases 80 to 4201 code for a protein of 1373 amino acids.
UGGGCUCCUUCGGUGUACAUGUAAGAAACGUUCCCUUUCUGGAUCACAGGAUAUCAACAAAUAUUUACUGUUGUUCUUUAUGUUUUACCUGGUGCUUUACACCGAAGGCGCUCCUUCCAAAUCGUGUGAUAAAAAUUGCUUUUCUGGAAGAUGCAUCAAUGGAACAUGCCUCUGUGACAAAGGAUGGGUCGGGGAUCAGUGCCAACACUGCCAGGGAAGAUUCAAGUUAACGGAGCCCUCAGGUUACCUCACAGAUGGACCAGUCAACUACAAGUACAAGACCAAGUGUACAUGGCUCAUCGAGGGCUACCCAAAUACUGUGCUGAGGUUAAGAUUUAACCACUUUGCCACAGAGUGCAGCUGGGAUCAUAUGUACGUCUAUGAUGGAGACUCCAUAUAUGCACCAUUGAUCGCUGUGUUUAGUGGUCUCAUUGUUCCGGAGAUCCGAGGAAAUGAAACGGUGCCAGAAGUAGUGACCACCUCUGGCUAUGCCCUCUUACACUUCUUCAGUGAUGCUGCAUACAACCUGACUGGAUUCCAUAUCUUCUACUCGAUCAACUCCUGUCCGAACAACUGCUCGGGUCACGGGAAGUGCACGACGGGAAACUCCAUCGCCAGCAGGGUGUACUGCGAGUGCGACAAGUACUGGAAGGGGGAGGCCUGCGACAUCCCGUACUGCAGGAACAACUGCGGCAGCCCCGACCGUGGCUACUGCGACCUGACCGGCGAGAAACUGUGCGUCUGCAAUGACAGCUGGCAAGGUCCAGACUGCUCUCUGACUGUUCCGUCCACGGAGUCCUUCUGGAUUCUGCCCAACAUGAAACCCCUCAGUCCGUCUGUGGGCCGGGCUUCCCAUAAGGCUGUGGUGCAGGGGAAGUUCAUGUGGGUCAUCGGGGGCUACACCUUCAACUACAGCUCCUUCCACAUGGUUCUAAAUUAUAACUUGGAGAACAGCAUCUGGAAUGUGGUGCCAAUCAAAAGUGGGCCUCUGCCAAGAUAUGGCCAUUCCCUGGCCAUAUAUCAGGAUGACAUAUACAUGUUUGGGGGUAAGCUGGAGGGCGGCUCGGGGAACGUGACAGACGAGCUGUGGGUCUUCAGUUUGCCCAGCCGCUCCUGGUCCCAGCGCACGCCCAGCGUCCUGGUGCACGGGCAGCUGUACGCCGUGGAGGGACACUCUGCCCACAUUGUGGAGCUGGACAACGGAGAGGUCAUCAUGGUGAUCUUCUUCGGCUAUUCCUCCAUCUACAGCUACAUCAGCAGCGUGCAGGAGUACAACCUGAGGACGAACACGUGGCUGGUUCCCGAGACGAACGGGGCAAUUGCCCAGGGUGGGUACGGACACAGCAGCGUGUACGACCGCAUGACCAGGUCUGUGUACGUACACGGCGGCUACAAGGCCCUGCCGGCCAACAAGUACGGCCUGGUGGAUGACCUGUACCGCUAUGAAGUGCGGUCGCGCACGUGGACAAUUCUGAGGGAGAGUGGACUCGCCCGGUACCUGCACUCCGCCGUGCUCAUCAGCGGUGUCAUGCUCGUCUUUGGGGGAAACACCCACAAUGACACGUCCCUGAGUAACGGAGCCAAGUGCUUCUCUUCAGACUUCCUCGCUUAUGACAUAGCUUGUGAUGAGUGGAAGGUUUUGCCUAGGCCAGACCUGCACCAUGAUGUGAAUCGCUUUGGCCACUCAGCAGUUGUCAGCAACGGAUCGAUGUACGUUUUUGGAGGGUUCUCCAGCGUUCUGCUGAAUGAUGUGCUGGUGUAUCGACCGCCCAGCUGUGAGGCAUUCCGGGAGGACAGGGCGUGUCUGAACGCAGGCCCCGGGGUCCGAUGCAUCUGGAGCAGGGGCCGCUGUGUCCCGUGGGACCCUUCCCACAGCAACAGCAGCACCCCUGCCACAUUCUGCUCCCCCAGAGUCUCAAUAGCAGAUGAGAGGUGUUACCGGUACGCAGACUGCUCCACCUGCACGUCCAACACCAAUGACUGCCAAUGGUGUGAGGAAAAGAAAUGCAUCUCGACCUCCAGCAACUGCACUGUGUUAAAUCCAGAGCUGUUCCAGCAACACCGAGGUCCACAAUCCAUUGCCCCACCCGCAUCCGUGCUGUCAGAAAGACAGAUGUCUGCUUGGAAACAUGGCAGUGGACGAAAAAGUGGAAAUGCUGUGAAGAACUACACCAAAUGUCAUGUGAGGAGUGAGCAGGUGUGCAGCAAGCUAGCCAACUGCAGAAGCUGCUCCUUGAACCUCAACUGCCAAUGGGACCCACAACAGCAGGAGUGCCACGCCCUUUUCGCUCAGCUCUGUGGGGACGGGUGGAACCAUGUUGGGGAAUCCUGCCUGCGGAUCAACUCCAGCCGUGAGAGCUACGACAACGCUCAGCACUACUGCAAGAACCUGGAUGGCAACAUCGCCUCUCUCACCACUUCAGAGCAGGUGGACUUCGUUCUCGAGGAGCUGCAGAAAUAUGUGCUGCAGAAGAAGAUAUCUCCGUGGGUGGGGCUGCGGAAGAUAAACGUGUCAUACUGGGGGUGGGAGGACACCUCCCCCUUCACUAACACCUCCCUGCAGUGGCUCCCAGGGGAGCCCAGUGACUCGGGCUUCUGCGCCUAUCUGGAUCGAGCGGAGGUGUCGGGCCUGAAGGCUAAUCCCUGCACCGCCACCACUGAGGGACUCAUCUGCGAGAAACCAGUUGUGAGCCCCAAUCAGAAUGCCCGGCCGUGUAAGACGCCCUGCUCCCUGCGCACCUCCUGCAGCAACUGCACCAGCCAGGCCAUGGAGUGCAUGUGGUGCAGCAGCACCAAGCGCUGCGUGGACUCCAACGCCUAUGUCAUCUCCUUCCCCUAUGGCCAGUGCCUCGAGUGGCAGACUGGGGACUGCAUGCCUCAGAACUGCUCUGGCUUGCGCACGUGUGCUCAGUGUUUGGAGCAGCCGGACUGCGGCUGGUGCAGUGACCCCAGUAACACAGGUAGAGGCCAGUGCAUGGAGGGCUCAUACCGCGGGCCCAUGCGGAGCACACCCAAGCAGGGCCGAGACAUGGUGCUGGAGCCUGGGCUGUGUCCUCGAGAACGGGGCUACGAGUGGGCCUUCAUCAACUGUCCCGCGUGCCAGUGUAAUGGUCACAGCAUCUGUGUAAAUGGCAGUGUGUGUGAGCACUGCAGGAACUUGACCACCGGACAACACUGCCAGACGUGCAUGCCUGGUUACUAUGGAGACCCUACCAAUGGCGGGCGGUGCCAAGCCUGUAAGUGUAAUGGCCACGCAAGUUCCUGCCAGGUCCUCACAGGGAAGUGUUACUGCACAACUAAAGGAAUCAAAGGAGAGCAGUGCCAGCUUUGCGACUCCGAGAAUCGUUACCUCGGCAACCCUCUGCGGGGAACAUGUUAUUAUAAUCUGCUGAUCGACUACCAGUUCACCUUCAGCCUUCUGCAAGAGGACGACCAUCACUACACCGCCAUUAACUUUAUGGCCGUGCCAGAACAGACUAAUAAGAAUCUGGACAUGUCAAUCAAUGCAUCAAACAACUUCAAUCUCAACAUCACCUGGUCCUUGGGCUCUACAGCUGGGACUAUAUCAGGUGAGGAGAUCCCCAUCAUCUCCAAGACCAACAUCAAAGACUACAGAGACAGCUUCUCCUGCGAGAAAUUCAGUUUCCGCACCAACUCCAACAUCACCUUCUACGUGUACGUCAGCAACUUCUCCUGGCCAAUCAAGAUUCAGAUUGCAUUCUCCCAGCACAACAGCAUCAUGGACCUGGUCCAGUUCUUUGUGACAUUUUUCAGCUGUUUCUUGUCACUUCUCCUGGUUGCUGCUGUGGUGUGGAAGAUCAAACAGACAUGCUGGGCAUCCCGGCGGAGAGAGCAACUCAUGAGAGAGCGGCAGCAGAUGGCGAGCCGUCCGUUUGCCUCCGUCGAUGUGGCCCUGGAGGUGGGGGGUGGGCAGACAGACCUGCUGCAGGGGCUGAUGGAGGGCGCCCCCAAACCCAUCGCCACAGAGCCGUGCUCGGGGAGCCGGGCCGCCGUGUUCACCGUCUUUAUGUGUCUCCCCCGGGCAUCAUCUGGCGUGCCCCCCCCAGGCCAGUCUGGUAUGGCCAUUGGCAGUGCCCUCAUCGAUACCUCACCACAGAAAGCUCUCGACUUCAAAGACAGGAGCCUGGGUCUGAAGAGCCGCAAACAGCACCCCGUGCCACAUCAGGGGACGUGCGUUUGAGCCGCGGGACCAUCGCGCACUCUGCGAUUGACUUUCUCCUCACGUGGCCUUGCGCGGGGCAGCAGGAUCGCGCUUGCAACCUUGUUUUUAAACCAGGCCUGGGAACCAGACUCUGUUAGCUAACCACGUACCCACAAUUCCCGACAGUCUGUUUUGCAUCCCCUCCACCUCCUGCUCCACGCUCUGAUCCUGCAGGGCCAGCCAGCAGGAGCGUGACAGGCUUCCGCGAGCUCACACUGUCAAAACGAGGGCAGCCAUAUGCAGCACCCGCAGGGGUGUCUCACGGAGCGACCAGCUGGGGGUGCUGUUAGGAGGACGACUGGACAUGAGAGACAUUGAUGUCUCUGUAAAGGGAGAGGGCACACAGGUGCAUGUUGUCUGUGCCUAUGGUUAAACACAAAUGCAGUCACAGGAGCUUGGCACAUGUUGCUGAGAGCUUCUUUAGACAUGAAAUGCUGUGGCUCUGAAUCACACACAGGAGCUCUUGGCAUGUACCCAUUCUGCUGCUGCUCUACAGAAAGAGCCGCGCUUACUCUGUGGGCUGGGGAGGUGGUCCGAGCAGCAUCUACCCUCACAUAAAUGUGGAAGGGUCUGUCGUUCUCCCACCAGUGCAAUGGUUUUCACGUCAUUACAUUGAGUUUAGGAAAUGUGGUGAUGGAAUCAGCAGAGGUUUUACUGGUUUGGCAGAAUACAUAGCUGUCUGGUUGCCAUGGGCACGGGCCCCUGGUCUUGGUCUCUGUGUGUUUGCCAUCUCACAGUGACCAGCUUAGUAGAUGAAAGGCCACGCGAUGCCACUUUCAGCCUCCACAGGGGACAUCUUUAACCACUUCAUGCAAUUUCAGCAAAUGUGAAGGGUAAUGAGAAAACAAUGUCUGUACUUUUGUGAUGAUUUGUCUUUUUAAUAAUGAAGGAUGGAAAUGCUAUUCGUUUUGUUAUUCCAGUGCAGUUCUCUGCCCUCUGCUGUCGUAAUAAUCCUAUAAUCCUGAGAAGUCAGUUGUUGGUCACUCUUUUUCACAGAGUUGUA